CGCUCCUGGCUGCUGGAACUUGAAAAGCUGCCACUUUACCUCAGUUGUGUCUCCUUACGUGCGUACGUACCUCAACCUGCCCGCUGCACCUCACGCUCCCGCAACCCUGCUCAUCUACCUACCCUCGAGCCUUGCCUUCUGCCUUGCGCCCCUGUCCGCCUGUCAAGAAGACGAUUCAGCUGUCGGUUUCAUUGGAUCUCGUAGGGCCACCUUGUUCUUUGCAAAUGCAACUUCCACCUCCCACCUUCUCUCGCGUACGCCCGUGGUUCAAGACGUCUGUUGUCGUCGGUGUGGCCGAAGCCUUCUUUUUCAUUCCCGUCACCAGUAUUGUGCAAACACUCUAUUACAAGGCAACGGGCAAGUUCGAUCCCUCGCGUCUAACCGCCCAAGAGUACGGGAGACUUGCUCUUCACGGCCACGUCUGAGUCCAUAACCACUUCGACCGGCCGCCAUGGCCUCCACAACAGCAACCCCCGAGGCCACUCUACGCCAGAGGAACGUGCCAGCCUCGAGUAAGAAAGCCAAGAAUGGCGUUUCCUCAGAUGUCGAAACCGACAAGGUUCCGGAUGCCGUCGCUCCAGCCAAAUCCGGCUCCGAACUCGAAUAUAAACUUGCUCUUAUCCUCAUCACCGGCUUGGCGUUCCUUACCAGAUUCUGGGGCAUCAGCCAUCCCGAUGAGGUCGUGUUCGACGAAGUCCAUUUUGGAAAGUUCGCGUCCUAUUAUCUCGAGAGAACAUACUUUUUUGAUGUACACCCUCCCUUUGGCAAGCUUCUCUUUGCCUUCAUGGGCUGGUUGGUCGGCUAUGAUGGCCACUUCCACUUCGAGAACAUUGGCGAUUCUUACAUCCGCAACAAGGUCCCUUAUGUCGCCUUUCGCUCUCUUCCCGCCAUUCUCGGUGCCCUCACCGUUUCGGUUGUCUAUAUGAUCAUGUGGGAGUCGGGUUAUAGCCUUCCAGCUUGUCUGAUUGCCGCCGGUCUUGUCCUGCUCGACAACGCUCACAUUGGCCAGACUCGCCUGAUUCUCCUCGAUGCCACCCUGGUCUUUGCUAUGGCGUGCAGCUUGCUCUGCUAUAUCAAGUUCCACAAGCUGAGGCACGAGCCCUUCUCCAGGAAGUGGUGGAAAUGGCUGAUCCUGACUGGCUUCGCCCUUUCUUGCGAUAUCUCCACUAAGUAUGUUGGCCUCUUCGCCUUCAUCACGAUUGGUUCUGCCGUAUGCAUCGACUUGUGGGAUCUUUUGGACAUCAAGCGUCCCGGUGGCGCUCUGACUCUGCCCCAGUUUGGCAAGCACUUUGCGGCUAGGGCUUUUGGGUUGAUCAUUAUGCCCUUCAUCUUUUACCUCUUCUGGUUCCAGGUUCACUUCUCGAUCCUCACUCGCUCUGGACCUGGCGAUGACUUUAUGACCCCCGAGUUCCAGGAGACCCUCAGUGACAACAUCAUGCUCGCCAACGCCGUCACCAUUGAUUACUAUGACACCAUCAGCAUCAGGCACAAGGAGACCAAGGCCUACCUUCACAGCCACCCGGACAAGUACCCGCUGAGAUAUGACGAUGGCCGUGUGUCUAGCCAGGGUCAACAGGUGACUGGCUACCCUUUCAACGAUACCAACAACUACUGGCAGAUCCUUCCCCCUGGCCCUGACGAUCAGAAGCUCGGUCAUCCCAUCAAGAACCAUGAUCUCGUGAGGCUUCGCCACAUUGUUACGGAUACCAUCCUGCUCUCUCACGAUGUUGCUUCUCCUUACUAUCCUACCAACCAAGAAUUCACCACCGUCUCCAUUGGAGAUGCCUACGGCGACCGCGCGGCUGAUACUCUCUUUGAGAUCCGUAUCGAGCAUGGAAAGGCCAACCAGGAAUUCAAGAGUAUUUCCAGCCACUUCAAGCUGAUCCACAACCCCAGCAAGGUUGCCAUGUGGACUCACUCGAAGCCACUCCCGGAAUGGGGUCACAAGCAACAGGAGAUCAACGGUAACAAGCAACUGGCACAGAGCUCCAACGUCUGGCUUGUUGAGGACAUUGUGUCUCUGCCCGCGGAUCACGCGCGCCGUGAGAAGCCUGAGAAGAAGGUCAAGACUCUUCCGUUCCUGCGCAAGUGGUUCGAGCUGCAGCGGUCGAUGUUCUGGCACAACAACCAGCUCACCAGUAGCCAUCCCUAUGCCUCUCUGCCGUACCAGUGGCCUUUUCUAUUGCGUGGCGUGAGCUUCUGGACGCAGAACGAUACUCGCCAGCAGAUCUACUUCCUUGGUAAUCCCAUCGGAUGGUGGCUCGCUAGCAGUGUCUUGGCUAUCUAUGCCGGCAUUAUCCUGGCGGAUCAGUUCUCGCUCCGCCGUGGGCUCGACGCCAUGGAUCGUCGUACCCGAUCCCGCUUGUACAACUCUACAGGUUUCUUCUUCCUCGCCUGGGCAACUCACUACUUCCCCUUCUUCGUCAUGGGCCGUCAGCUCUUCUUACAUCAUUAUCUACCGGCUCACCUUGCUUCGGCACUUGUUACUGGCUCGGUGGUGGAGUUCCUCUUCAGCACCGACUCAGCGGAGCCUGAGUACCAGCCCAGCAAGUCGGGUAAGAAGGUCGCUCCUACCACCAAGCGCCGCUUGAGUGCCCGCGAGCGUCUUGCUGGCCAGAGCAUGGCUGGCGCCUGGAUCGCGACUGCUGUCAUCAUGGUCCUUGUCGCCUUUGGCUGGUACUUCUUCCUGCCCUUGACCUACGGAUAUCCUGGGUUGACCGCUCCCGAGGUUAACCGGAGGAAGUGGCUGGGCUACGACCUUCACUUCGCCAAGUAGAGUAGACUCAUUGUCACUUGACAAAACCAUGCAGAUGUGUGUGCACAGGAGACUGUGAGUGUACAGUAGAGUUGUGUUUGAGUGUGUAAUAGGGUGAAAAUCGGGAAAAUGCCAAGGUGGCGUGUAGGCGUUUCCAGUUCCAAUCCGAGCACAUCAAUGUGCAGGCGAAUAUCGCACGCAAGCAAGGUUUAGAGCUAGAAUUGAUCUCAAAGUCAUGUUACCUGCCUAGGUCUGAUACAGAUUUAGAGCUAUUCUCACCAUAGAUCAAAAUUAAAUCCGAUUACUGCAAGAUCCUGA
Messenger RNA from Neurospora crassa OR74A, 3073 nucleotides. RefSeq names its product mannosyltransferase PMTI. The transcript has 4 exons. NCBI's taxonomy places the organism in Eukaryota, Fungi, Ascomycota, Sordariomycetes, Sordariales, Sordariaceae. Gene Ontology annotation, molecular function: dolichyl-phosphate-mannose-protein mannosyltransferase activity. The record is from RefSeq and is a predicted model, not a curated record. Gene Ontology annotation, biological process: protein O-linked glycosylation via mannose. The coding region runs from base 452 to 2776 and encodes 774 amino acids. Gene Ontology annotation, cellular component: membrane; endoplasmic reticulum.